AGGUGGAUAACGAACCCGUAGUGGAGGGAAUUGGAAAAGUUGGAAAGAAAUCCUUCGCGAGAGAGCAUGGAAUCUAAUCUGCCCACUGUUCUGUCAUCACAACAAAAUUCAAAACUAUCCAAAAAAUAUAUAAUUAUUUAAAAACAAAAAGCACCCCACAAACAAGGCACAACAAAAAACGAACCUUUGUUUCUCUGGUAGACGCUGAUCCCAGUCAGUCACCGCUAUCAACGGGGAAAGUGUGUGUGUGUGUGCGUUUGUCCACACUCAUCAAGCCAAGACCGAGAUGAGAAGAUGAUGACGACGCCGUUUCAGCAGCCACCCCAAACCGUUAGGAGACUGGUCGUGGAAGUGGUGGACGCGCGGAACCUCCUUCCAAAGGAUGGGCAAGGAAGUUCUAGCCCUUACGUGGUGGCCGACUUCGACGGGCAGAGGAAGCGAACCAUCACCCGAUUCAAGGAGCUGAACCCCGUCUGGAAUGAACAGCUCGAGUUCAUCGUCUCUGACCCCGAAAACAUGGAGUACGAAGAGCUGGAGGUAGAGGUCUACAACGAUAAGAAGUUCGGUAACGGUAGUGGCCGCAAGAAUCACUUCCUCGGCAGGGUCAAGCUAUACGGAACGCAGUUCUCAAGGAAAGGAGAAGAAGCUCUCGUCUACUACACGCUCGAGAAGAGGAGCGUUUUCAGUUGGAUAAGGGGCGAAAUUGGCCUCAAGAUUUAUUACCACGACGAGAUGCUUGUUGAAGAAGAGAAACCACCGCCACCGGAGGAGCCAGUUGCCGGAGCAGAGCCGGAGAAGAACAAGCCACCGGGGAUGGUUGUUGUCGAGGAAGGAAGGAUUUUCGAGGCUCCUGGACCCAUGGAGCAAUGCGUGCCUCUUCCUCAUUCGCCGCGUGUCGUGGUUGUUGAAGAAUCGCCGCCGCCGGUGGUUCAUGUUCCGCAGGAUCCGCCGUUGCCGGAAAUGUGUGAACCUCCGGUUUCGGAAAUGCAGUUUCAUCCUGAGAUGAGGAAAAUGCAGGCCAAUAGAGGGGAGAGGGUGAAGAUUUUGAAGAGGCCGAACGGCGAUUACUCGCCGAAGGAUAUCUCCCUGAAGAACGCCGGCGUUGAGUCCGAGAGGGUUCAUCCUUUCGAUCUGGUGGAGCCAAUGCAGUAUCUGUUCGUGAAAAUCGUGAAAGCUCGCGGGCUCGCUCCUCCAAGCGAAAGCCCAUUCGUUAAGGUUCGAACGUCGAGCGACUACAGGAGAUCUAAGCCCGCGACCUACCGGCCCAACGAGCACCCAGACUCGCCGGAGUGGAACGAGGUGUUCGCACUGGGAUACAACAAGACAGAAGCAAACAGCGCCACGCUAGAGAUUUCGGUUUGGGAUUCCCCGACGGAGUAUUUCCUCGGCGGCGUUUGCUUCGAUCUCUCUGACGUCCCCGUGCGAGACCCUCCCGACAGCCCCUUGGCGCCGCAAUGGUACCGCCUCGAAGGAGGCACCGCCGAUCAAAAUCCCGGCAGAGUUUCCGGCGACAUUCAGGUCGCCGUGUGGAUCGGCACGCAAUCCGACGAGGCAUUCCCGGAAGCGUGGAUCUCAGACGCACCGUACGUGGCGCACACUCGGUCGAAGGUUUACCAGUCCCCGAAGCUCUGGUACCUUCGCGUGACAGUGAUCGAAGCCCAAGACCUAAACAUCGCUCCGAAUCUGCCUCCGUUGACGGCGCCGGAAGUUAGAGUGAAAGUGCAGCUAGGGUUCCAAUCGCAGCGAACAAGGCGAGGAUCAAUGAACCACCGCAGCUUAUCGUUCCACUGGAACGAGGACCUUCUCUUCGUGGCCGGGGACCCUCUGGAGGAUUCCGUGAUCCUUUUCGUCGAAGAUCGCACAACCAAGGAAGCGGCGCUGCUAGGGCACAUCGUAAUUCCGCUCAACUCCGUGGAGCAACGAAUCGACGAGCGUCACGUGGCAGCGAAAUGGUUCACCCUGGAGGGCGGGUCCUACUGCGGGCGGUUGCACUUGCGCCUCUGCCUGGAGGGCGGGUAUCACGUGCUGGACGAGGCGGCGCACGUGUGCAGCGACUUCCGGCCCACCGCGAAACAGCUGUGGAAACCGGCGGUCGGAAUUCUAGAGCUGGGGAUUCUGGGCGCUCGCGGGCUACUCCCAAUGAAAUCCAAAGGCACUGGAAAGGGGUCCACCGAUGCAUACUGUGUGGCAAAGUAUGGGAAAAAGUGGGUCCGAACCCGCACCGUAACGGACAGUUUCGAUCCACGGUGGAACGAGCAGUACACGUGGCAGGUGUACGACCCUUGCACGGUCUUGACCCUCGGCGUCUUCGACAACUGGCGCAUGUUCGCUGACGUGUCAAAGGACAGACCCGAUUGCCGCAUCGGCAAGGUACGCAUACGUGUCUCCACGCUGGAGAGCAACAGAGUCUACACCAAUUCCUACCCCCUCCUUGUCCUCACCCGAACCGGGUUGAAAAAAAUGGGCGAAAUCGAGUUGGCGGUUCGCUUCGCCUGCCCCUCCUUGCUGCCCGACACGUGCGCCGUUUACGGCCAGCCCCUGCUUCCCAGAAUGCACUAUCUCCGCCCCCUCGGUGUGGCCCAGCAGGAGGCUCUACGCGGGGCAGCCACUAAGAUGGUGGCGCAGUGGCUUGCGCGCUCGGAGCCGCCUCUGGGUUACGAGGUGGUUCGGUACAUGUUGGACGCCGACUCGCACGCUUGGAGCAUGCGGAAGAGCAAGGCGAAUUGGUUCAGAAUUGUGGCGGUUUUGGCUUGGGCCAUUGGGUUGGCUAAGUGGUUAGAUGACAUCAGAAGAUGGAAAAACCCGGUGACCACAGUGCUUCUCCAUAUUCUUUAUUUGGUGCUUGUUUGGUACCCAGAUUUAAUUGUUCCCACUGGCUUCUUAUACGUUGUUCUUAUUGGGAUAUGGUAUUACCGCUUCAGACCCAAGAUACCCGCUGGAAUGGAUACCCGCUUGUCACAGGCCGAAGCGGUUGACCCGGAUGAGUUGGAUGAGGAAUUUGACACCAUGCCCAGUUCCAAACCACCCGAUAUUAUUCGCCUUCGUUAUGACAGGCUAAGGAUGCUGGCUGCGCGGGUUCAAACGGUGUUGGGUGAUUUUGCAACCCAGGGAGAGAGGGUUCAGGCCCUGGUCAGUUGGAGGGACCCCAGGGCCACCAAGUUGUUCAUUGGAGUCUGCCUUGCUAUAACCAUUACACUCUAUGCUGUGCCCCCCAAAAUGGUUGCCGUUGCCUUAGGAUUCUACUACCUCCGCCACCCUAUGUUCCGCAACCCUAUGCCCUCCGCCAGCUUGAACUUUUUCCGGCGACUUCCCAGCUUGUCUGAUCGGUUGAUGUAGAUUAUUCCAAUUCAAUCUCUACUUUUUCCACUUUUUUUUAUUUAUUUUUUGUUUUCUUUUAAGGUGACAAUUUUUUUAGAGAUAAAAAAUUAUUUUACUCCAUUGGGCUUGGGUGGCGAGGGAGAGGAAAGGAACAAGCAGCUGUUUUGUUGGAAUGGUGUUUGAAAAAGGUGUCCUCAAUAACAUUGUAAGGAGUGAAAAAGGGGUGGAAAGUGGCUGGUUGUCAUCAUUUCUUUUUGUUGCAAUCAAAUGGAUUGACUGUGCUACUGUUCAAAACUCGAAAUAAGAGAAAGGUGUAAGGUUGGGGACGAGACAAACAUUGUGGGAGAAAUUUUGGGUACCGCCUCUUUCUAUCAACAUGUUUGGGAAGGCAUAUAAUAAUAAUAGUGCCUCUCGUAUCUUCUUCACAUCCAAAAAAACAAAAAGACCAUUGCAAAAACAGCUCCUUUACUGUUUGUUUCUCCAUGUUGUCUAUUUUCAAUUUCAAUUAGCACUUUUACUGAUUUUGGAAUCACACGACUUCAUCGUUAUUUUAUUACCGGCUCUUACCUCUAUUUAUUAUAAUUCGUACA
This is a messenger RNA of Abrus precatorius (Indian licorice), 3908 nucleotides long. Its product is annotated as protein QUIRKY. The record is from RefSeq and is a predicted model, not a curated record. NCBI's taxonomy places the organism in Eukaryota, Viridiplantae, Streptophyta, Magnoliopsida, Fabales, Fabaceae. The transcript has a single exon. Bases 295 to 3336 code for a protein of 1013 amino acids.